UCUAUGUGAGAAGACAGUGGAAGAACAUGAAAAAAAAUGAAAUAUAUCAGAUUAUGACGAAGCUGAAAAUACCUGUUUUCAUAAUCUGCUUUUUUGGAAUCUUGUUUUUGUCUCUGGUUUUCCACUUAUUGAACAAAUACCAUGUCAUUGCAGAGAAAGAAGAGAUGAAUGUACAUGCUGCAGAGGGAGAGAAGUGUGACGUCUUGUCUGAAAUCAAUACUAUUAGAAAGGAUAAAGGUAUGUUAAUCAUAAAUUCAGUUGGGCGGCUGGGCAACCAGAUGGGAGAGUAUGCAACAUUAUAUGCUUUAUCAAAAAUAAAUAGGCGGCAGGCAUAUAUAAUCCCAGAGAUGUUCAACUAUUUAUCACCACUGUUCAGAAUCACAAUGCCUACAAUCAAUGGAGAAGAGGUUAAAAGGAUUUCAUGGAGCGAAUACAAAGUGUAUAACUGGAUGGCUCCUAAGUAUAGACAGUUCUCUGAGAAGUAUGUCAGACUAACUGGAACCCCCUGCUCGUGGACAAUUUUCCACUAUCUUAGAGAUGACAUUCUUAGGGAAUUCACCUUCCAUGAUCAUAUCAAGGAGGAAGCUAACCACUAUCUUCAGAAAAUCAAAGGUGAUCAUAAAAGUGUGACCUUUGUUGCUGUACAUGUUCGAAGGGGAGAUUAUGUCCAUGUCAUGCCUCAUCAGUGGAAAGGUGUGAUAGCAGACAAGGUAUACUUAGAAAAGGCUAUGUCCUAUUUCCACAAUAAGUACCAAGAUGCCCUUUUUGUGGUUGCCAGCAAUGGGAUGGACUGGUGUAAAGAUAACAUCGAUGCCUCUAUGGGGGAUGUUCACUUUCUAGAUGCAGGAGAUGAGUCAUCUCCAGGAAAAGACCUUUCUAUUCUUGCUCACUGCAAUCAUACUGUCAUGACUCUUGGGACUUUUGGCUUUUGGGCUGCAUACCUGGCUGAUGGUGAGACUGUCUACCUUGGUAAUUUCACACUUCCUGACUCAAUCUUACGAAAGGAGUUUAGAGAUGAAUCUGCCUUUCAUCCGGAGUGGAUAGGUUUUCAGGCUGACCUUUCACCUCUUCUCAGUCAUCAUUGACAGUUUUUGACUUAUUUUACAAAGCUGAAUGACUGAAUUUUUUACCUCUUGUCCAAAAUUUGAGUAAUGCUUCUCAAUAAAACUUUCUAACUUGAUUUUUAACUCCUUACUGCUCAUAACAUUAUCUAAGUACACAAAUUAAAACAAUAUUAGGAAAACCCAGCGAUUUAGAAAUACAGGGAAAUUAAA
Protopterus annectens (West African lungfish) is the source of this 1274-nucleotide messenger RNA. RefSeq names its product galactoside alpha-(1,2)-fucosyltransferase 2-like. Gene Ontology annotation, cellular component: membrane. Gene Ontology annotation, biological process: carbohydrate metabolic process. Lineage: Eukaryota; Metazoa; Chordata; Ceratodontiformes; Protopteridae. The transcript has a single exon. Gene Ontology annotation, molecular function: galactoside 2-alpha-L-fucosyltransferase activity. Bases 27 to 1085 code for a protein of 352 amino acids. The record is from RefSeq and is a predicted model, not a curated record.